AUGACCACAACUACAGAAAUGAAUCCGAGUCCGGUUCCAGAAAAGAUUGAACGAGCUGAUUCUCCAGAAUCUGCUUCUGUGGAAAACUCGGCUCCCAAAGCUGCUGUUGGAUUCGACACUGCUGAUCAAAAACUUCGCGUGAUUACUGCUGACGACAUUGCAGAUGCUGCGGAAAAAGGAGAUCUCGUUGAUGUGGAUGGCCGCAUGUUGACGAUUUUGGAGUUCUGCGACUCCGUCGAGUCGGCUCGCGCUUCAUGCGAGGAGCAUGCCAACGGGAUGAACGGAAUGGGUCUCUCGUCGAUUAGGUACGAGCACGAUGAAGACGACGAUACGACCCAGGAGACGUCGACUUCCGGACUGGAAGAUAAAGACGAUGGAAUGAUUGAAAUGGAAGAUGCUGGAUUGGGGAUUGAUAACCCUGCUGAUGGAAUUGGUGCACUCGAUGCUUCCGCAUUCGGUGGAGUUGCCUUCGGCGUUGUGGCCGAAUUACAACAACAAAUCGAUGAAAUGAAAAACACAAUGAGAGAUGCGAUCGCCAUCACAAUGAAUGACCUCCAGUUCGACAUGGAUCGUCUUCAUCAAAAGCAGGAAAAUCUCGUUCACUUAUAUCAGAAAAUGCUCGGUACUGGGAGAGAUGGACGUCUUAUGGCACCAUUCAGUGAGAAAUACCCAUCCAAGCCAUUUGAUGGUUCUCAUGUCUCUGCUCGUCCGACAGGCAAAAAUCCAGAAGAAAUCAUAAAUACCCACUUUUCGGAUCUUGAGAAGAUGUGGGCUAAUCGGCAGGCUGAAAAUGAGAACUAUGUGAGAAAUGAGCUUCUAUCGAAUCCACUUCUAAUGGGUCCCAGAGCGAAACCAAAGAUCUCCACAACUACUUCCGCCAUCCCAUCGUCCAGCAGCUCUACAUCUAAACGCGUUGUGGAUACAGCUGAGAAUGGAGAACAAGAAUACACUUUUGGAACAAAUGGAACUCAAGGAAAACGAAUUGUGAACGGAAUUGUCAAGUCUGUCGAAAAGCUCAGUUAUCCGUUUAUCACUCGUGAAGAAGAAGAGGAAUGUCUGGAGGCUGCCAAUGGUCAGGCACCAAUCUAUGCUCAGCUGCUUGCCAAGCUUCUCUUCGUUGACACCAUCAUGAUGUACUUCAAAGAUCAGGAUACUGCAAAGAGAAACUGGCUUCAUGAUGCUGUUGACUAUCGUUUCCCAACUCUCGACAAACCAACUCAUGUUUCGAAAUGGAAGAAUUGCUCAUUCUUCAUCAACAAAAACAUGCGAGAGGCUGUCAUUGCAAGUGGAAGUUCCAUGCCAAGAGCUCCAUGCGGACCACGUGGACCGAUCGGACCAAAAGACAAGUUCAAGAAUGACCAAAAAGGCAGUGAAGACGUUUCAACGAAUGAAGAGGAAGAGGAAGACGUCGCAGUUGUUCGUACUCCAAAACCAAAACAAACUGCCCGUGUCAAUCGAGAAUCCUCUUUAGAAGGAAUCGACUGGGAAUACUUGGAUUCUGAUUACGAGAAAGAGUGCUAUGAGGAAUGUCGCGGAGAUCAGUACAAGUACGCCGAGUUGAUGGCUCUCCGUCUCUUCAGUACCAGCUUGACAAUCAAGUUCAAAGAGCAGGAUCAAGUGAGAAAGGAAUGGCUUCGUGCUUGUGUCGAGGCAAGAUUCCCAAUUGAAGAUCGAGAGCGAAACGAUCAGCGAUGGAAGAUUUGUGGUCAAACGUGUAAUCGCAACAGAACUAAAGUUGUGGGCGCAGACGGCCGCGAGGAGAGAUACCCGUACUUUGAUCAAUCAAUUGAAGAAGAAUGCUUCCGCCAAAGUGAUGGGCAGCCAUCGUUGUACGCUGAACUGAUGAAUGCUAAACUGUUCCCCACCACACAACACUUGUUCUUCAAAGACCAAGAUCUUGGAAAACGUAAUUGGCUUCAUACCAUCCUUGACAAGAGAUUCCCAUCCACUGAUAAAGUUACCCAAACUUCAAAGUGGAAGGCAUGCACAAAUGCUAUCAACAAGAAGCUCUUCGAUGGAACAGUUACUCCAAUCACAAAAGAAGCUCUAUUUCCAAACGCAUCUCUUAAAGUCGAGUUGGAUGACUCCAAAGUGGCAGUUCCGGAAACACCAGAAGAUACUCCAAGAUCAUCAGUUGCAAGAUUCGAGCGUCGUCGUCUGCCAUCAGAGGCUCCUUCUGUUCCUGGAAGUUUGAAGCGGAAAGCAACCGAAGAUGUGGAAACACCUGUUAUUCCUGCUGCGAAAAGAGAAAGUGUCCGGAAUAAACAAAAGAAGGAGAAGGAAUUGUAUUCAGCAUAUCCGUAUGUUUCCGAAGAAGAAGAGGUUGCGAUUCUGGAAUCUGCAAAUGGAAAUCCACAAGUUUAUGGUAGAGAGUUGGGAAGAAUCUUGUUCGCCGAUACAAUCAAAAAUUACUUCAAGUUUCUCUUUUUUAAGGACCAAGACCCCGAUAAACGCCAAUGGAUCCAUGAAAUUCUCGACUUCCGCUUCCCUUCAAAGAAUCAAUUGGAGAGCAAGCAAAAAUGGAAAAAUGUGACUGCAGCCAUCAAUAGGAACAUGACAACGGCCGUGGUUUCCCGUCGUUCUCUGCCCCGUUAA
Messenger RNA from Caenorhabditis briggsae, 2595 nucleotides. The transcript has 5 exons. Gene Ontology annotation, cellular component: cytoplasm. The record is from RefSeq and is a predicted model, not a curated record. Bases 1 to 2595 code for a protein of 864 amino acids. NCBI's taxonomy places the organism in Eukaryota, Metazoa, Nematoda, Chromadorea, Rhabditida, Rhabditidae.